AUGCUUCCGUGCUCAUCAGUACCGCUCAGCGCAGUCGUCCUUUUCUCCCUCCUCACCUCCCUCGUCUCUUCACACAUAGUCAUCACAUACCCAGGAUGGAGAGGGAACAACCUCCACACGAAUGGCACAGUACAGGAAACCAACGCCCUCGCUGUUGCUGAAUCCCAAAAUGGCACCGGUCUCGUUCACCCGUACGGCAUGCAAUGGGAAUAUCCAUGCGGCGGCAUGCCCCUGUCCAGCAACCGCACCAAAUGGCCCGUCCGCGGCGGCGCCAUUGCCAUCCAACCAGGCUGGUUCCAAGGCCACGCCACCGCCUUCUUCUACAUCAACAUGGGCUUCGGCGAGAUCCCGCUCAACAUGUCCUUCAAUAUGGUCCCCGCCUUCCAGAUCGUAGGCCCUACAAAGGACCCAUACCCCGGCACAUUCUGCCUACCACAGGUCCCACUACCAGCCAACACCACCGUCCAACCGGGCGACAAGGCAACCAUCCAGGUCAUCGAGACAGCCGUCCACGGUGCCGCAUUGUACAACUGCGUGGACAUCGAAUUCGCCGAACCGGCCGACGUGGCCGAAGUCAAUGAAUCCAACUGCUUCAACUCGUCCGACAUCUCCUUCCAGCUCGUCUUCUCCACUGCCGCUCUCUCCCAAGCCGUCUCCUCCUCCUCAAUACCCUCAACUCACCUCCUGGCCAUGGUGCCGUUAUUAAUCCUGGGCUUGGUGGGACUGCUGAAUUAG
Endocarpon pusillum Z07020 is the source of this 735-nucleotide messenger RNA. RefSeq lists its product as uncharacterized. Bases 1 to 735 code for a protein of 244 amino acids. The record is from RefSeq and is a predicted model, not a curated record. NCBI's taxonomy places the organism in Eukaryota, Fungi, Ascomycota, Eurotiomycetes, Verrucariales, Verrucariaceae. The transcript is spliced from 3 exons.